AGACGUCAUCGCCUCCUGUUGGACGCGGGGGGUGUCCGGGCAGCAGUGCCGGCUUAAAGGAAAACUCUCCAAGUUCCAGGCAGCCAGGGAGAGUCGUUCCCGAGAACACAUGCACCCCGAUGCCCAGGGCGCGCGGGCACAUACCCCGGCACACGCGCGCGCACACACGCGCACACACGCGCGCACACUCGCACUCAUGAUCUAUAGCUGCGCGGGUCCAAAGUUGCGGCUGCAGGGAGGACGAGCUGAAAUGGACUGGUCUUCAUGGGCUCCCAGAGCGCUCAGCGCGGCUUUUCUCGAGACCCCCCAAUGGAGAGGAGGGAAAAAGGAAUGCCACACACCGUUUAGAGUUGUCUCCCCCUUUUCCGAGAAGAUCCGUGCGAAAUCCAGAGUGCCGGCAGUCUUUGGAAUAUGCCUGCUGAGCGGAGCAGAGGCGAGCAUCCUAGGAGAGAGAGGCCCCCAACUUGCGCCGCCGGCCUUGCUUGGCAACUUGUUUUGCGCAGUUCCCAGGGGAGCCCCGGACCCACCGUGCGCCUGGCCGGCUGGCCUCUCCCCCGCCCUUCUCUCUUUUUUAAAUGUAUGAACUUGAGUGAAGCGGAGAGCAGCUCUGCGUGUCAGCAUACUUUGGCGCAACCCGGCAAGGUGCCACCGGGAUCCCCAUGUUCAGAUGGCGAACCAAGGCUCAGAAGAGACACCAAGGAGCCAGCUGCCUCCCUUUCACACUUAAGAGCGGGAGCAAAGGACCUGCUUUGCUGACACUGAGAAGCAAGACAGACACCCAGGAGCAGAUGAGCAAUGACCCUGCAGAAAGCAACCUGGACUCCUGCAAUGCAACAGGUUUGACAGAUGAAAAAGUGAAGGCAUAUCUUUCUCUUCAUCCCCAGGUAUUAGAUGAAUUUGUAUCUGAAAGUGUUAGUGCUGAGACGGUAGAAAAAUGGCUGAAGAGGAAAAACAACAAACCAGAAGAUGAAGCGGCUCCUAAGGAAGUCAGCAGGUACCAAGAUACCAACAUGCAGGGAGUUGUGUAUGAGCUAAACAGCUACAUAGAACAGCGGCUGGAUACUGGAGGAGACAACCAGCUACUCCUCUAUGAGUUGAGUAGCAUCAUUAAAAUAGCCACAAAAGCUGACGGAUUUGCACUGUAUUUCCUUGGAGAGUGCAAUAAUAGCCUGUGCGUGUUCACUCCCCCUGGAAUCAAGGAAGGGAAACCCCGGCUCAUCCCCGUGGGGCCCAUCGCCCAGGGCACCACCACCUCCGCCUACGUGGCCAAGUCUCGGAAAACGUUGCUAGUGGAAGACAUCCUUGGGGAUGAACGAUUUCCAAGAGGCACCGGACUGGAAUCGGGGACGCGGAUCCAGUCUGUUCUCUGUUUGCCAAUCGUCACUGCGAUUGGCGAUCUGGUCGGCAUCCUGGAGCUGUACCGCUACUGGGGCAAAGAGACCUUCUGCCUGACUCAUCAGGAGGUGGCAACAGCAAACCUCGCCUGGGCGUCAGUGGCAAUUCAUCAGGUGCAGGUAUGCAGAGGCCUUGCCAAACAGACUGAAUUGAACGACUUUCUGCUCGAUGUGUCAAAAACGUACUUUGAUAACAUAGUCGCCAUAGAUUCUCUACUUGAACACAUAAUGAUAUAUGCAAAAAACCUGGUGAACGCAGACCGUUGUGCGCUUUUCCAGGUGGACCAUAAGAACAAGGAGCUGUACUCGGACCUCUUUGAUAUUGGAGAGGAGAAGGAAGGAAAGCCCAUCUUCAAGAAGACCAAAGAGAUCAGAUUUUCAAUUGAGAAAGGAAUUGCUGGUCAAGUAGCAAGAACAGGGGAAGUCCUGAACAUUCCAGAUGCCUAUGCGGACCCACGCUUUAACAGGGAGGUGGACCUGUACACGGGCUACACCACGCGCAACAUCCUGUGCAUGCCCAUCGUGAGCCGGGGCAGCGUGAUCGGGGUGGUGCAGAUGGUGAACAAGAUCAGCGGCAGCGCCUUCUCCAAGACGGACGAGAACAACUUCAAGAUGUUCGCCGUCUUCUGCGCGCUCGCCUUGCACUGCGCCAAUAUGUACCACAGGAUCCGCCACUCGGAGUACAUUUACCGCGUGACCAUGGAGAAGCUGUCCUACCACAGCGUGUGCACGGCCGAGGAGUGGGAGGGCCUCAUGCGCUUCAGCCUCCCUGCGCGGCUCUGCAAGGACAUCGAGCUAUUCCACUUUGACAUCGGUCCUUUUGAAAACAUGUGGCCUGGGAUUUUUGUCUACAUGGUCCAUCAGUCCUGUGGGACGUCCUGCUUUGACCUUGAGAAGUUGUGUCGCUUUAUUAUGUCUGUGAAGAAAAACUACAGGCGUGUUCCCUACCACAACUGGAAGCACGCGGUGACCGUGGCGCACUGCAUGUACGCCAUUCUGCAGAACAACCGCGGGCUCUUCACCGACCUGGAGCGCAAAGGGCUGCUGAUCGCGUGUCUGUGUCACGACCUGGACCACCGGGGCUUCAGUAACAGCUACCUGCAGAAGUUCGACCACCCUCUGGCCGCCCUCUACUCCACGUCCACGAUGGAGCAGCACCAUUUCUCCCAGACGGUGUCCAUCCUGCAGCUGGAAGGGCACAAUAUCUUCUCCACCCUGAGCUCCAGCGAGUACGAGCACGUGCUGGAGAUCAUCCGCAAGGCCAUCAUCGCCACGGACCUGGCUCUGUACUUCGGAAACAGGAAGCAGCUGGAGGAGAUGUACCAGAGCGGCUCGCUGAACCUCAACAAUCAGUCCCAUAGAGACCGUGUCAUUGGCUUGAUGAUGACCGCCUGUGACCUCUGUUCUGUGACCAAGCUCUGGCCAGUUACCAAACUGACGGCAAACGACAUAUACGCAGAAUUCUGGGCUGAGGGCGAUGAGAUGAAGAAACUGGGAAUCCAGCCGAUUCCUAUGAUGGACAGAGACAAGAAGGACGAAGUCCCCGAGGGCCAGCUGGGCUUCUACAACGCAGUGGCCAUCCCCUGCUACACUACCCUCACCCAGAUCUUCCCGCCCACGGAGCCGCUCCUCAAAGCCUGCAGGAACAACCUCAGCCAGUGGGAGAAGGUGAUCCGAGGGGAGGAGAGCGCCGUCUGGAUCUCGUCCCAGCCGGCGGCCCCAGGCACCUCGGAGAAGCUGCCCGUGAAGAUUGGGGACUGACGGCCGCCGGUGAGCUGUCCCGCCCGCACAUCGUCUCCUUCCUUUGACUUUUCUUCCCUUUAUUUUUGUGGGGGAACCUACACCUGUUCACUGGGGUGCGAGCCUCUUCAGAAGGUAACAUCACGUAAUUAUGUCAGACAGACGCCUCCCUGCCCGUCUCACUGGAAAGGCGGCCCAGCCCGGACCGAGCAGGACCCCCGUGGCCCGAAAUCCUCUGUCCACGUGACUGCAUUUGACUUGCGAACCGGCCUUUUCUAAUGGGCUAAUGUGGCUGAGGCCCCAAUGCAAACGGACAGCGUUAUUCAGAAGGGGGUACUGUUCCAUUGUAUCUUUGUAGUGAAGGUUUAAAAUGGUACUAUUAUGACAUUGUACUUUGGCUUGGACACCGAUGUUGCUUUGAUGUUGUUGGUUAUAAAUAGGAGUUUCUGCACAUUGCUAUGCGAAUGUCCAUGUGUGACCUACUUGUAAUUAGCGUGACUUGUAGCCGCAGACAGCCUCAGGUUAGCGCAAACGAAGUGUCUUUCUGCAAUCAGUGAUAGAAAAUAGUUUCCUGUUUCAGAGCUUCCUGGAUUAAAAGUUAGGGGGUCUCAAGUGUGUUCUCUCUGAUCGCACUAAAGGGCUCAGACAAGCACAGAUGACGGAAAGGAAGGACGUGGAUUCUGUCCCCCCGAGAAGAGCUGCAGGUGCACAUCAUGCUAAAUAAACCUCAGUCCAAGUAUCAAUUCAGAAGAUGUCAGCGGAUAUUUAAUUUUUUUUUCAUUGCAGUCUUGGCAAAUUAAUAAACAUUUUGCAUAAAGAACAAAAUAAAAGCAAGGCAUA
Messenger RNA from Hipposideros armiger (great roundleaf bat), 3974 nucleotides. RefSeq names its product phosphodiesterase 10A (gene PDE10A). Gene Ontology annotation, biological process: signal transduction. Lineage: Eukaryota; Metazoa; Chordata; Mammalia; Chiroptera; Hipposideridae. Bases 660 to 3155 code for a protein of 831 amino acids. The record is from RefSeq and is a predicted model, not a curated record. The transcript has 24 exons. Gene Ontology annotation, molecular function: protein binding; 3',5'-cyclic-nucleotide phosphodiesterase activity.